Penaeus monodon (black tiger shrimp) is the source of this 1681-nucleotide messenger RNA. Its product is annotated as RCC1 domain-containing protein 1-like. The transcript is spliced from 11 exons. NCBI's taxonomy places the organism in Eukaryota, Metazoa, Arthropoda, Malacostraca, Decapoda, Penaeidae. The record is from RefSeq and is a predicted model, not a curated record. The coding region runs from base 394 to 1659 and encodes 421 amino acids.
UUGGCCUCUGAAGAUUCCUCGUCUCGUUCGUGUCUCAUUUGCUGUACGUUUUCUUGCUUUCUUAGGGACGCAAUUCGUUAUUCGUGUGUCAGAAAUUGUUAUAUGUCUUUCUAAUGUUGUGUGGUGUUCAUUUCAGUCGCUGACAUGGCGUAUUUUUUGGAGUAAUUAGACGAAAACGCGAAGAUUUUCGAGAUCUCUGUUAUGGCGAAGUGAAGAGGCUGUUGGCAUAUGCGGGGAAUCGACUGGCGGCUUGCCUUAACCGUGCUGGAUUUCUGAUUACAUGGCAUCUGUUGCAGAUCACAGACAUUCAAGUAGAUUUAAAACAGAAAAUAUUCAGUGCAACUAUGAAUAAUAGUCCUGUUUUGAAAGUUGAGUCCUAUUAACAGAGUCAGAAUGGCAGUAGUUGCCUGUGGUCUCAAUGCCAAUAGCCAGAUAGUGCCAGUUGGUCCACCGCUCUUAUGCUGCCCCACACCAGUAAAAGAUAAAAAGGAUGUGUGCGAAGUACACAUUACUUGUAGUCACAUCCUUUGGAAAAUUAAUGCUGGUUGGCAAAUUACUGGUUAUAAAAAUUAUGAUUAUAGUCUGGAAAAGGAGAUGGAACAGGGAUGGAAGAUAUCUGCAAGCGAGAUGAGAAUAGCUGCCAUAAAAAAUGACGGGGCUGUGGUUCUGCGUGAAAAGGGGAAAUGGAGGAAGCUAUUCUUUCAGAGAGAUACUGCCAUGGAUUCAAGAAACAUAGGUCCCUCAGUGCAGCAGAUUGAAGAUCAGGACAACAUAGCAAAGAGUGAAAGUGAUGAACAUCACGCAACAUCUCCGACAAAAUUAUCUUCUGUCUAUGUUGAGGACAACUCUCUUAUUGCUCUUGAUGAAGGUGGGAAGUUGUACAGCAGUGGUGUUCCUGUACCAUAUGGUGGCUGCAGAAUCAGUGCUGUUGAACUGGGGAAGGAGCACUGCAUGGCACUAACAACGGAUGGGGUAGUACUUACAUGGGGCAGUGGAAUGCGUGGUCAACUAGGCAACGGAGAAUUGUGCCAGAUCGAUCGUCCAGAGCCAGUUGAGAGUCUCCAAGGCAUCACCAUCUCCUCCAUAGCCUCUGGGGGAUGGCACUGUGUUGCAUUGAGCACAAGUGGUGACGCAUACACCUGGGGCUGGAAUGAAAGUGGCCAGUUGGGCUUCCCAGCCAAAGCAGAUCAGGAGGCCUCAGUUUUGGGAACAUUUAGCCACAGCUGCCAGUGUCCCAAGCCAGUCCAUAAGACAGACACAGUACAAGACGACACCAAUGUGAGAGAGAUUAGAGCCAAGGAACCGAGUAAUGAUGACCAGCUAGCAUCUCCCGAAGGAACAGGAGGUUGCAGAACGGAUCCAAGAAUCAACGGGGCCAGGACUAAGGAUGUUGUGAACGUGCAGACCUCACCCAGGCUGUUGGACUUCUGGAAUGAAGAUAUGGCUAUCAUAGAUGUAAAAUGUGGAGAUAGGCACACAUUAUAUCAGCUUGAGGAUGGGAGUGUAUGGUCCACUGGCAUGAACAAGUACGGCCAGCUUGGUUUGGGGGACACAGCUGAGAGGAAUGAACCCUGCCUGGUGCCAGUCAAAGGUGUCAGAACAAUGUUUGCCGGGGGAUGGAUUUCUGUCUUUGUUACAACAGAUGCUAGUGGGAGAUAACAUGUGGUUAAUAAUCGCUGUA